This is a messenger RNA of Leptonychotes weddellii (Weddell seal), 1230 nucleotides long. NCBI's taxonomy places the organism in Eukaryota, Metazoa, Chordata, Mammalia, Carnivora, Phocidae. The record is from RefSeq and is a predicted model, not a curated record.
GUCUGUGAUGAUGAGUGGCACCACUAUGCUUUGAACCUGGAGUUCCCCACAGUCACACUUUAUGCCGAUGGCAUCUCGUUUGACCCUGCCCUCAUCCAUGACAAUGGUCUCAUCCACCCACCCCGAAGGGAACCUGCUCUCAUGAUUGGGGCCUGCUGGACUGAGGAAAAGAACAAAGAGAAGGAAAAGGGAGGAGACAACAGUACAGACACCACACAAGGAGACCCCUUGCCGAUCCACCACUACUUCCACGGCUACCUGGCUGGUUUCAGCGUGCGCUCAGGCCGCCUGGAGAGCCGCGAGGUCAUCGAGUGCCUCUAUGCAUGCCGGGAGGGGCUGGACUAUAGGGAUUUCGAGAGCCUGGGCAAAGGCAUGAAGGUCCACGUGAACCCCUCGCAGUCCCUGCUCACCCUGGAGGGGGAUGAUGUGGAGACCUUCAACCAUGCCCUGCAGCAUGUGGCUUACAUGAACACUCUGCGCUUUGCCACGCCUGGCGUCAGGCCCCUGCGCCUCACCACUGCAGUCAAGUGCUUCAGCGAAGAAUCCUGUGUCUCCAUCCCCGAAGUGGAGGGCUACGUGGUGGUUCUUCAGCCUGAUGCCCCCCAGAUCCUGCUAAGUGGCACUGCUCAUUUUGCCCGCCCAGCUGUGGAUUUUGAGGGACCUGAGGGGAUCCCUUUGUUCCCGGAUCUUCAAAUCACUUGCUCCAUUUCUCACCAGGUGGAAGUCAAAAAGGAUGAGAGUUGGCAGGGCACAGUCACAGACACACGCAUGUCAGAUGAGAUCGUGCAUAACCUGGAUGGCUGUGAGAUUUCCCUGGUGGGGGAUGACCUAGACCCCGAGCGGGAAACCCUGCUCCUGGACAUGGCAUCCUUGCAGCAGCGAGGGCUGGAGCUCACCAACACGUCCGCCUACCUCACCAUUGCCGGGGUGGAGAGCAUCACUGUGUACGAAGAGAUCCUGAGGCAGGCUCAUUAUCGGCUAAGACACGGAGCUGCCCUCUAUGCCAGGAAAUUCCGGCUGUCCUGCUCAGAAAUGAAUGGUCGUUACUCCAGCAAUGAAUUCAUCGUGGAGGUCAGUGUCCUGCAUAGCAUGAACCGGGUGGCCCACCCCAGCCACAUGCUCAGCUCCCAGCAGUUCCUGCACCGUGGUCACCAGCCCCCUCCUGAGAUGGCCGGACACAGCCUGGCCAGCUCCCACCGAAACUCUAGUACGUAAGACCGUGCGGGGCCA